Messenger RNA from Hydractinia symbiolongicarpus, 2932 nucleotides. RefSeq names its product proton-coupled zinc antiporter SLC30A1-like. Lineage: Eukaryota; Metazoa; Cnidaria; Hydrozoa; Anthoathecata; Hydractiniidae. Gene Ontology annotation, cellular component: membrane. The coding region runs from base 374 to 1738 and encodes 454 amino acids. Gene Ontology annotation, molecular function: zinc ion transmembrane transporter activity. Gene Ontology annotation, biological process: detoxification of zinc ion; zinc ion transmembrane transport; intracellular zinc ion homeostasis. The record is from RefSeq and is a predicted model, not a curated record. The transcript has 4 exons.
AACCUCAGCUAUUAUAUGAACUGAAUUCUAUUUCAAUUCUUUACAACUGAUACAGCUGAUUCCCUAAAACCGUUUUUAUUUUGCACACUGCAAAGGUUUCAUUUUGUGGUUGUUGUUUUUUGUUGUUUUGUUCUCCUGGUUUAAUCCAUGUCAUAUUUAUGUAGCUGCCUGUGUAAGUAUUUAAAAUAAAUUGUAAGUAGUGGGUUAAAGGUUUAAUGCAUAAUUUCAAUGCGUCUUUGUAGUAAAGAAAUUACUUUUUUAAAUUAAUAAUCCUUUUAGGUAGAUAUCUAGUAUAAGUUUCUAAAGAGGGAUGUACACAGAAAGCAAAGAUUUAUAGCUAGCCUGAACUCGUUAAAUAUAAUACUGCUACAAUAUGGCGCCAAGUUGUUGUUGUCAAUUAAGUCAAAGGACUUCAUUUAUUUCUAUGAUUGGUCUUACCACCAUUUUCUUUCUUGUUGAAAUUAUUGUUGGGUAUAUCACCAAGUCAAUGGCAUUAGUUGCAGAUUCAUUUCACAUGUUGUCUGAUGUGGUUUCACUACUAGUUGGAUAUAUUGCACUACGAUAUUCUAAAAAGAGGCAACAAACAGGACGAUAUACAUUUGGUUGGGCACGGGCUGAAGUACUUGGUGCAUUAGUAAAUGCUGUAUUUUUGGCAGCACUUUGUUUUUCUAUUUUUGUUGAAGCACUCAAAAGAAUGAUUUUACCAGAGGAAAUUGAAGAUGCUCGGUUAGUUUUGAUAACAGGAGGCAUUGGUUUAUUAGUUAAUUUGAUUGGUCUAUUCCUAUUUCACCAACAUGGUCACAGUCAUGGUGGACAUGGUCACAGUCAUGGCGGACAUGGACAUAGUCAUGGUGGAGAUAGACAUAGCCAUGUUGGACAUGGACAUAGCCACGGACAUAGUCAUGCAGAUGGUCAAAAUAAUAAAAAGAAAAAGGAGAAAGAUAUGGAGAAAGAGAACACAAAUGAGUCUCCAUUAUUACAAUCUUCAAAUUUAGAAUUAGAAACUAUUGACUUACACACAGAGCCAGUUGAAAUGCAUGUAGAGGUUAAUGUAGAUGGCCAAGAAAGUGUUGAUGCCAUUCAAUCUGGAAGUUCCUCCCAACUGAACAUCCGUGGUGUAUAUCUUCAUGUGUUGGGAGAUGCACUUGGUUCAGUUAUUGUGAUGAUUAGUGCUCUAAUAAUCCUCUUUGAAGAUGGAAGAUGGGUUUUAUAUGUUGAUCCUGCGAUGAGUAUUUUAUUGGUUUUGAUCAUAUUAAAGACAUCUGUACCUUUACUGAAAGAGUCAGCAAUGAUUCUGAUGCAAACAGUACCAACUCAUAUCAAGAUACAAGAAAUACAAGAGCGCUUAGUGGAAAGGAUUCCAGGUGUUUUAGGUGUACAUGAAUUUCAUAUUUGGCAACUUGCAGGCAACAGAAUAAUUGCGUCUGCUCAUGUUCGUUGCAACACGUUAGCCGACUACAUGGCCAUCGCCAACCAAUUGAAAGAAUUUUUCCACAACGAAGGUAUCCAUUCUACGACAAUCCAGCCGGAAUUUUCAGCAUGUUCUGAGAGUUUAGCAGGCUCCACCGAAAAGCUGAUAGAUGCUUGUGUGUUGGAAUGUGAUGAGAAUUGUGCUGAAAGAACGUGCUGUGGUAACACCAGUGCUGGAGAGUCGGCACGUGAUGCCAACAAAAAAGAAUCUCGUUUGGUUGAAACUGAAACCGAAACAGAGCAACCAAAUGGUGUUACUAUAGCAUAAGGCAAUGAAGAAUAGUUUAAGCACUAUGGAUUUAUAGGACAAGCUGACGAAAUGACAGUCCUUGUAUUAUAUAGCUGGCCGAGAGCUUUUCAUAAUCCUGUUACUUUGUUUUCGCCUAGUUGCAAUGUUUAAUGAUUAUUCUUAUGUCAAGUUAGAAUAUUAACUUAAAAAGCAACCCGAAUUUUUGAAAAGCAACCCGAAUUUGUUUUUUUAAAAAGCUGGUUUUACCUUCUUUUUUUUAGAUUUUUAGUUUGUUACUGUUUCGUUCUAUUUUUAAUGUUUUAAAAGACGUGCAUGGUAUCCACAAGUUCAGGGAGGAAAGAAAUUGUGUAUAUGUAGCUAGAUUGUGGAGAGAACACCAUCAGAAAAAAAACAGCCAUUGGAUUUUUUAAAUAAUGUUUUAAUUAUUGCAAGAAAUAUCGAUCAUCUACUCUUAUAUAAGUGCACUUUGUUGCUAAUUUACUAGUCUAGUAGUAGUAGUACUUCGAAUUUUUCAAACUCUGAUCAGAAACUUGUAGUUAGUAUUACAUUGCUGUUUUAUUCUAUAACGAUUUUUCUUUGGAUAAUGACUUUCCAUGGUUACACAAACGAAAUGUAACACCAAAAUCUGUUGUGUUGUGUUCAAUUUGUUGACGUUUUUUCCGCCUUACAAUUCGAUUUGAAGGAUUAAAGACAAAGAACUUUCUUUGUUGUUAAUAAUAAUCAACAUGAGUUUCUACCAUUUUUAAGUGACAAAAAUUACCUUUACACCAUUUCUCCUGAGAGCUUUAAUGAUGAGCUAUAAUUGCAGGAUUACUACACGCUUUUUUUUCUUUUUAAUCUGUACUUAAGUACAAAAUAGUUUCUCAUAGUUUCUAAAGGCUCUCAUGAGGAACAACAUUUGAAACACGUAUACCAUUCUCGUGAAAACAAAAACAUUCUCAUUCUUUCCUUUGUUGCGACUUUGUGAUGCAAUAGAUCAUGUUUCACUUCAUGUAUCUCUUACACAUCAAGCUAGGGCCAGGAUGACGCGCUAAAAAGUUCACCCGUGUUACUUACGUCAGCAUUAUAGUUUGUAUUUAUUUGGAAUAUGUCACACUAUGUGUAAUGCUUUUAUUGAUUGCUUUUCGUGCUAAUUUAUUGUAUCUAAUAUAUAUAUGAAUUAAUGUUGUAUGGUAUAACCGAAUUUCUUGAAGAAUGUAUAGUACACAGUCA